AUGCUAAUUCAUCUCUAUCUCCAAAUCAAAGGGGCUGAGAACUACCCUUUCUAUACCUACUUGACACUUCUACUGAUAACCAUGAUAUCCACUGUGGGCAAAACAGGGCAAUGGAAAACUCUGCCACCACUAGAACUACCCACCGUUAACAACAAUAUAUCCCAAAAGCUCCAUAACGACUGUGAAACCAUAACAUUGGCUUCCCGGGACUACGGCAACAUCGUGCAUGAACUCCCAGCAGCCGUGUUUCAUCCAUCUUCAACACACGACAUAGUCAGCUUGAUUAAAUCCUCGUACGACAGCCCUGUCGUCCCUUACCGCAUAGCGGUGAGGGGACAAGGACAUUCCACAAGGGGACAAGCCAUGACUCGUGGUGGGGUUGUGGUUGACAUGGCCAAAUUCAGAACGCAAAGAAGAAAUAAUGGGGUUGUUAUAACUAGUGUCUCUGAUGAAGACCCUUUGAUUAAUGGUUACUAUGCUGAUGUUGGAGGGGAGCAACUGUGGAUUCAUGUCUUGCACACCACGCUUGAACAUGGACUUGCACCGGUUUCGUGGACUGAUUAUCUGUAUUUGACGGUGGGAGGGACGCUUUCCAACGCCGGAAUCAGCGGCCAGAGUUUCCGAUAUGGACCUCAAAUCAGCAACGUUCAUGAAAUGGAUGUGGUCACAGGAAAAGGAGAUCUCGUUACCUGCUCCUCGCGAAAGAAUUCGGAGUUAUUUCACGCAGUUCUUGGAGGUUUGGGACAAUUUGGAGUUAUAGCAAGGGUAAGAAUUGCUCUUGAGCCAGCACCCAAGAGGGUUAAGUGGGUUAGAGUGCUUUAUAGUGACUUUUCUGCUUUUACCAAAGAUCAGGAACGAUUAAUCUCAAUUAAUGGAAGGAAACAAAGUAGUGCAUUGGAUUUUUUGGAAGGAAUGCUGUUAAUGCACAAAGACUCCAUAAGUAAUUGGAGAUCCUCUUUCUUCCCUCAAUCUGACCAUUCCAAAAUAGCUUCUUUAAUAACUAAACAUGGCGGCAUCGUCUACUGCCUUGAAUUGGCUAAAUAUUAUGAUGACCAAUCCCAAGAAACCGUGGACAAGGAAAUUCAAUUUUUGCUCCAAGGCCUAGCCUAUAUCCCUGGAUUUCACUAUGAGAAAAAUGUCUCAUAUGUUGAGUUCUUGAAUAGAGUACGAAGUGGUGAGUUGAGGCUUCAACAACAAGGACUCUGGGAUGUUCCCCACCCAUGGCUUAAUCUGUUUAUACCAAAAUCUCAAAUCCUGAAUUUUGAUUCAGGCGUAUUCAAGGACAUAAUUCAUAAAAGAAACAUCACCAAUGGAAUUGUCUUGGUUUACCCCAUGAAUAGAAGCAAGUGGGAUGAUAGGAUGUCAGCCAGUAUACCAGAUGAGGAUGUGUUCUACACUGUUGGCUUUUUACACUCAAGUGGAUUUGAUAAUUGGGAAGAAUAUGAUGCUCAAAACAGAGAAAUUUUGGAGUUUUGUAGUGCUGCUGGCAUGAAGGUUAAGCAAUAUCUUCCAAAUCACAGAACACAGGAAGAUUGGAAAACCCACUUUGGCACUAAAUGGGGGAGCUUCUUAGAAAGAAAACUUAAGUUUGAUCCAAGAAUGAUUCUAUCACCUGGACAAAAAAUCUUCGCCUGA
Messenger RNA from Lotus japonicus, 1635 nucleotides. RefSeq names its product cytokinin dehydrogenase 3-like. Lineage: Eukaryota; Viridiplantae; Streptophyta; Magnoliopsida; Fabales; Fabaceae. Bases 1 to 1635 code for a protein of 544 amino acids. Gene Ontology annotation, molecular function: cytokinin dehydrogenase activity; FAD binding. The record is from RefSeq and is a predicted model, not a curated record. Gene Ontology annotation, biological process: cytokinin metabolic process. The transcript has 5 exons.